Molecule: messenger RNA, 1026 nt
Organism: Symbiodinium necroappetens
Lineage: Eukaryota; Dinophyceae; Suessiales; Symbiodiniaceae
Source: the annotation of a GenBank genome assembly
GAUUGGAAGGGGCUUCAUACCCUGAUGACUGGCCAUGGUUUCAUGGACGCUCGCUACGUCCGCGUGGAGAACUGUGGCCAGCCACCGCAUCAGGGGAGAUAUUGCCUACACUUCCACUUGAUGCACCGCUGUCCCCGCUGUGUUCUCCACGGCAACGCCGUGGUCAACUCCACCCAGGUCGGCAUCACGGUGCACGGCACGCACCAAGCCAGGGUGUCCAGCAACAUCCUCUGGAACACCAUGUCUGCCGGCGUGUAUGUGGAGGAUGGCAACGAGAUGAACAAUACCUUCGAGGAGAAUGUCUUGAUAUGCAUGCACCAGGUGCCGCCGAUCAACCCCCUGCCCUGCAACAAGGGUGACACGGGCAUCUGCCCCGAAGCUCGACGGGGCUGCACCUACGAUAUGUUCAACCAGGGCGGCCGGCUCGGCGGUUUCUUUGUUAUUGGCAUGACCAACGACUUCAUAAGGAACCGCGUUGUGAACAUGGAGAACUGCUUUUGGUUCAAAGGCACAGCGGACCCAGCUGGCCGAGGGCAUGCAGCAGGCAAGGUGUGCCCCGUGCACCUGCCCUUGGGGCGCAUAAGCGGCAACGUGUGUCACGACAAUCGGCGCUUCGGCAUGUACCUCGACAACCAGCAGCCCCGCAUUCUUCCCAGGGAUGAGAAUGGGUUCGUGACUCCCGAAGGAGCCGACAGCGGUGUGGUUCCAGCCAAUGUCGUCGAAGACGAGCUGGACUGGCACAACGAGUUUGUGGGUCAGUACGUGUUGACAGAUGUCCGUUACGUACGCUAUGUCGGAAUAAACAACAUGCACUGCAUGUACUGGAAAUCCUCGAAGAAGUUUGCGGAUCAAGGGCUCUACCAUGUGACGGACUCCAUGUGCAUUAACGUGCCCAGUGUCUUGGCUGCAAGUCAACUCUAUACUUACACCAUGCUCAGUCUCCGGAUCUCAAUGCAGAGAAACAUACGCCGGACGUUUAGCAAAACAUUUGGUUGGCUACAUCGAAAUGUAGGGCCAAGUGCUUGA